This is a messenger RNA of Camelina sativa (false flax), 2987 nucleotides long. Its product is annotated as protein SMAX1-LIKE 2. The record is from RefSeq and is a predicted model, not a curated record. Gene Ontology annotation, molecular function: ATP hydrolysis activity; ATP binding. Lineage: Eukaryota; Viridiplantae; Streptophyta; Magnoliopsida; Brassicales; Brassicaceae.
AUGAGAGCAGAUUUGGUUACAAUACAGCAAACGCUGACGCCGGAAGCAGCGACUGUUUUAAACCAGUCGAUUGCCGAAGCAACACGUCGUAACCAUGGCCACACCACGCCGCUCCACGUGGCUGCUACUCUCUUAUCUUCUUCCUCUGGUUAUCUCCGACAAGCUUGUAUCAAAUCUCACCCAAACUCUUCUCACCCUCUCCAGUGUCGUGCUCUCGAGCUCUGUUUCAGCGUCGCCCUCGAACGCCUCCCUACUACAUCAACAACUACAACAACAACCACUACUUCGUCUUCUUCUUCUUCUUCUCCGUCGCAAACGCAAGAACCGCUUCUUUCUAACGCUUUAACCGCGGCUUUGAAACGCGCUCAAGCUCAUCAACGACGUGGUUGUCCCGAGCAGCAGCAGCAACCGCUCUUAGCCGUUAAAGUCGAGCUCGAGCAGCUUAUUAUAUCGAUUCUUGAUGACCCGAGUGUGAGUCGAGUCAUGCGUGAAGCUAGCUUCUCUAGCCCCGCCGUUAAGUCAGCGAUCGAACAGUCGCUCGUUGGUAACUCUGUUUCUUCUAACUCGAGACAAACCGGGAUUUUAAACCCGUCUUCACUUGGGUUUGGUUAUCGUUCCGUACCGACUCCGGUUAACCGGAAUCUUUAUCUUAAUCCCCGGUUACAACAACAACACGGCGUUGGGAUGCAAAGUGGGAUGAUGAUGGUACAGAGGACCGAUGAAACGAAACGGGUCAUUGAGAUUAUGAUCCGAACCCGGAAACGUAACCCGGUUCUCGUCGGAGACUCAGAGCCUCAUAUUCUGGUGAAAGAGAUUCUCGAGAAGAUCGAGAACGGCGAGUUCGCCGACGGACCGCUUCGUGACUUUCAGGUGAUCCGUUUAGAGAAAGAGUUAGUCUCACAAUUAGCGACGAGGUUUGGCGAAAUCUCCGGUUUGAUAGAGACUCGGAUCGGUGGUGGUGGCGGUGUUGUUCUUGAUCUCGGCGAUCUGAAAUGGUUAGUCGAACAUCCGGCGGCGAACGGCGGAGCAGUGACGGAGAUGAGGAAGCUUCUGGAGAGAUACAAAGGAAGGUUAUGUUUCAUUGGAACAGCUACUUGUGAGACUUAUCUACGAUGUCAAGUUUAUUAUCCAUCGAUGGAGAAUGAUUGGGAUCUUCAAGCUAUGCCCAUCGCCGCUAAAUCGUCUCUUCCGGCGAUGUUCCCAAGGCUUGGGAGCAACAAUAAUAAUAACAACAACACUAUGUUAUUAAGCAAUAACAUUAUUUCGAUUGAGUCAAUAUCUCCGACGAGAAGCUUUCAGAUUCCGAUGAGUAAAAUGAGCUGUUGCUCUCGGUGUUUGGAGAGUUAUGAAAACGACGUAGCUAAGGUGGAAAAAGAUUUAACCGGAAAUAACCGGUCGGUUUUGCCACAGUGGUUGCAGAACGCUAAAGCUAACAACGAUGAUGGUGACAAGAAACUGACGAAAGAUCAACAGAUUGUGGAGUUGCAAAAGAAAUGGAACGACCUGUGUUCACGUUUACAUUCCAAUCAAUCUGUGUCUGAAAGAAUCGUUUCUUCUACGUUGCCUGUGAUGAAACUAAACUCAAGGUCGGACAUUACUCCACCAGGAAGUCCGGUACGGACGGAUUUGGUUCUUGGACGGGCUAACAGAGUUUUAUACACACCUGAGAAGAAGACCCGAGAAGGGUGUUUCGGAAAGCUAGGAGAUUCGUUUGAUAUCGAUUUGUUCAAGAAGCUACUAAAAGGCUUAGCGAAAAGCGUUUGGUGGCAGAACGAUGCAGCGUCUUCGGUAGCUGCAGCCAUCACAGAAUGCAAACACGGGAACGGGAAAUCAAAGGGUGAUAUAUGGUUGAUGUUUACAGGUCCAGACAGAGCCGGGAAGAGCAAAAUGGCGUAUGCGUUAUCAGAUCUUGUCUCGGGGAGCCAACCGAUAACCAUCAGCCUCGGUUCUCGUUCCAGGACUGACGGUGGUUUAAACCUCCGUGGUAAAACGGCGUUGGAUAGAUUCGCGGAAGCGGUGAGAAGAAACCCUUUUGCGGUUAUUGUUUUGGAAGACAUCGAUGAAGCGGAUGUAUUGCUACGUAACAACGUGAAGCUAGCGAUGGAACGAGGGAGAAUCAGUGAUUCGCAUGGCCGCGAGGUUAGUCUAGGGAACGUCAUUAUAAUCCUUACCGCGAAUUCAUCGUUCGGUUCAGCUGAAAACGUUACUCCUAUCGAUGAAACAAGACUAGAGUCUCUGGUGGUGAGCAAAGGAUGGCAGUUAAGGCUCUCUGUUUGCAACAGCAGCAAAAACCGAAAACGAAAACCGAACUGGCUUUAUAGCGACAAUGAACAAACAAAGCAGAGGAAAGAGAUCUGUUUCGACUUAAACGAGGCAGCCGAAUUCGAUUCAUCAAGCGAUGUAACGGUCGAGCACGAUCAAGAAGAUAAUAAUGGCAACCUUGUUCAGAAGCUAGUGGCUUUAGCAGAUGAUACCAUACUCUUUAGACCGGUCGAUUUUGAUUCUAUCAAGAACCGAACGGCGGAAUCUUUAAAGAAACGUUUCUCUAACGGUCCCGUGGAUGGAUUAACAACGGUGGAGAUCGAAGACGACGCUUUAGAGAGAAUAGCUGGUGCGAUUUGGCUAAGUAAGAUCAGCUUAGAGGAAUGGGUUGAAGAAGCAAUGGGUUCGAGUUUGAAUACCGUGAAAUCUCGAGUGUCGUAUUCGGAAGAUUCAGUGAUCAGGAUUGAGCUUGAAGAUGAUCUGAGUGAUAGAAUCUCCGGAGGCUAUCUUCCGAGUAGUAUCAGAACGGUGAUCGUUUGAUUCUUUUUUUUUUUGUGUUUCCGGUGAAAGAUAGUUUCGUAAUUAUGAGAAUUGGUGAGGGUAAAGAUGUAAAUACUAUGAUGUCUCCGAACUGUCUUUUGGCGGGGUCAGGAAGAGUUCGGUAAAAUAUUUAAACGGUUAAAAAAAAAAGGUUAUAAAAAUAAUAACUCACAGACUUUAUUAUA